Molecule: messenger RNA, 3235 nt
Organism: Silurus meridionalis
Lineage: Eukaryota; Metazoa; Chordata; Actinopteri; Siluriformes; Siluridae
Product: disintegrin and metalloproteinase domain-containing protein 12-like
Exons: 23
Coding region: 241-3138 (965 amino acids)
Biological process (GO): proteolysis
Molecular function (GO): metalloendopeptidase activity
Source: RefSeq, a predicted model, not a curated record
CUCUCACACACACACUCUGUUUUACUCCUCCGUGCAGCACGCGCCACUGUUUCACUAUGGAUUUCCAUUCUGCAGGAGAAGGAAACUUUUUCUUACGGACUGAACCCGCCCCUGUGCAUUUUGGGAUUUGAUGGUGGGCUGUUCGCAGGAAGUCCCUUCACAUCCUGCCUCCUGCAUCACUGCGCUCUGAGGGUUUAUUAGAGCUGCUCUUUACUGCACGCGUGCUUUAAUCCGGUAAACAUGAUGCACCGGCAGCGCGCGGACAACUGCACUCUCACAGCUGCGCUUGUGCACGCGCUCGUGCUGCUGACCGUCACACUCGCCGCUCAGUUACCUAAUGGGCGGCUUUUGAAAAGAGUGGACAUGAAGCUGGAACAUUAUGAGACUAUGGUACCACUGCUGCUAGAUGGAAAUAAACAGCACUCAAUCACCUGGCUUCGCUCUAGGAGUCCGCCAGCUUUGCUGCAGAUAUUGAUAGAGGCAGAAGGCCAGCAGUUGAUCCUCUUGCUGAAGAAGAAUGAGGGUCUUUUCAGCAGCAAUUACAGUGAAACACACUACAGAAAGAAUGGACACACUAUCAUUCAUAACUCUACGGUGAACUGCUAUUAUCAUGGCGAAGUUGAAGGAUACAUUAAUUCAGAGGUCAGCCUCAGCACUUGUUCUGGUCUCAGGGGGUUCAUAUUACUUACAAAUGAGAUGUUCAUGGUGGAGCCUGUGUUUGAGCCAGACAAUGGAACACACAUAGUUUACAGAGGAGAACAGUUAAGCUUCCCUUCUGGAACCUGUGGUCAUGGACACAACAUUUCCACCAUUAACCAAGGAAAUGUCCGGAAACUAUUACAGUCCUUCAACUUCAGGUCUAAAAGAGAUGCACAGAAGACAACUAAAUAUGUGGAGCUCAUUAUUGUGGCGGACAACAGGGAGUAUCAUAAACAAGGAAAGGAUGUAGAGAAGGUGAAGCAGAGGAUGGCCGAGAUUGCAAAUUAUGUGGACAAGUUUUACAGGGUCCUAAAUAUCAGAGUAGCUUUGGUGGGACUGGAGAUUUGGAGUGACUCUGACAAAUGCUCAGUGACACAGGACCCUUUUACCACACUGCACGAGUUUCUAGAUUGGAGAAAACUUAAACUGCUACCUCUCAGACCUCAUGACAAUGCUCAGCUUAUCAGCGGUGUGUAUUUCCAGGGGACAACCAUUGGCAUGGCCCCCAUCAUGAGCAUGUGCACUGCAGAGCAGUCUGGAGGAAUCGUUAUGGACCACUCAGACAAUCCACUCGGGGCAGCUGUGACCUUAGCUCAUGAAUUAGGCCACAACUUUGGAAUGAACCACGACACUCCAGAGCGGGGAUGUGGCUGUGGGAUGACGGUGGACCGUGGAGGCUGUAUCAUGACACCAUCCACAGGCUACCCAUUCCCUACUGUGUUCAGCACAUGCAGCAAGAAAGAUCUUGCAGCCAGUUUGGACAAGGGAGUGGGUAUGUGUCUCUACAACAUUCCAGAGGUCAAAGUAUUGUAUGGGGGACAGAAAUGUGGCAAUGGCUAUGUGGAGGAAGGAGAAGAGUGUGACUGUGGAGAGCCUGAGGAGUGUGUGAACCCAUGCUGCAAUGCAACUACCUGUACUCUCAAAGAAAAUGCUGUUUGCGCACACGGACAGUGCUGCGAGGACUGCAAGUUGAAGCCUGCUGGAACGCCAUGCAGAGAUUCAAGUAACUCAUGUGACCUGCCUGAGUUCUGCACUGGUUCAAGUCCCCACUGCCCAGCCAACGUUUACCUCUAUGAUGGGCAUGCAUGCCAUGCCGUUGAUGGUUACUGUUACAAUGGCAUCUGCCAAACCCAUGAACAGCAGUGCAUUACACUCUGGGGUCCAGGGGCUAAACCUGCCCCUGGUAUCUGCUUUGAAAGAGUAAACUCCGCUGGAGAUCCCUAUGGCAACUGUGGCAAAGAUUCCAAAGGCUCAUUCGCUAAAUGUGAAGCACGGGAUGCUAAAUGUGGUAAAAUUCAAUGCCAGGGUGGUGCCAGUCGACCUGUAAUUGGAACCAAUGCUGUUUCCAUAGAGACCAACAUCCCCCUGCAUGAAGGAGGGCGUAUUUUAUGUCGAGGUACACAUGUAUACCUUGGAGAUGACAUGCCUGACCCAGGACUUGUGCUGACUGGCACCAAAUGUGCUGAAGGCAUGAUGUGCUUGAACAGACAGUGUCAGAAUGUCAGUGUAUUUGGAGUGCAUAAAUGUUCAGGAAAAUGCCAUGGCAGAGGGGUCUGUAAUAAUAAGAAAAACUGCCACUGUGAAGCUCAUUGGGCACCACCGUUCUGCGAGAAGGCUGGAUUUGGUGGCAGCGUGGACAGUGGACCAAUGAGGCUGGCAGAUGUGCGUGUGUGUGUAUUAAUGUGUGUAUUGUCCUAUGUGAUGUCAGCUGAUAGUCGGGCCGUCACCACAGGCGUGCUGGUCACCGUGUUCUGCUUGUUUGCGGCUGGUUUGCUUAUCUGCUUAAAGAGGAAGACUCUGCUCCAGUUGCUCUUUACUAAUAAGAAGAGCACAAUUCAGAAGCUCAGGUUAGUGGGAUGGAGAAGAAAGACCAGUCCAUCACACAUGCAUCCUGUGUACAGAGACUGUCCUCAAAAUAAAUCCCCAUCCAGAACCGCUAAUUGUCAGUUAGAUAAGCCCUGUCAUCUCAGUGUCGAGCCUCUUCUGCCUCCUCCAACAUUUCACCCUCACAGUCUGCGACGGUUUCCUCAUUGCCCUGCUCAAUGCCAACCCCUCCACAUCAGCCACCCCAUUCCUAUUACACUGGGUGUGGGUGUAGCUGCUGGUCUACAGGCUCCACCCCCUGUUCCUCCCCACAGGCCUCUGCCCAGACACACACAGUCUCCUGUGAGAACAUCUCCUUUUUUUACCCUCCCAAGGCAGCCGGUCUUUAUACCCAAUCAAGACCAUGAGAAGCCCAGUCCUCCCCAAAAGCCACUGCCUGCAGACCCCAAAGUCAGAGGUUACAGAUUGGCACAGAGCACUUCAGCAGUUGGAGUGCACACAUCGAGCACUGGUGGUCUUUCUAUUCCAUUCCCAACUUCACCACGCCCUCCACCUACUAUUCCACAGCCAGCGAGGCCAAUGCCAAGGCUGCCACCUCCUCUAUAUGAGCGCUGACACUAGCUCUUGAUAAAAAUCAAUGACGAACUCCACCAGCGGACUGUAAAGUAUAUUAUUUGCACUAUAAAAACUCUAUUGGACUCACUGCACACCC